AUGGACGCCUUGACACAAAGCUCAAUUCCUUAUAUUGGCAAUUUCGGAUCUUCGUUUUCUGUGAUGGCGACUGGCAUUACAGCGCCUCGAAAGAUGAGUUGCUUCUCAGUGCAGGGAGAUGAGUACAUUCAAGUGAUCAAACGAGACGAAAUCCGAUCGGACUGUGUGGUUCAGCAGCUGUUCGACCUGCUCAACCAGCUUCUGCGCGAGGUUCAGAAUGAUCCCAAGCUCGUAUCGAAGAAAGUCGACCAGAUUCUUCUUCGCACGUAUAAAGUCGUCAGCAUCACUUCCGAUAUUGGAGUUUUGGAAUAUGUCAGACACUCUCUAACCAUUCGAGAUUAUUUGGUUGAUGACUCGUUGUGUCUGAUGUUGUUUUUGAUCCGUAGGCAGAGCACGAAGAAGCGAUCUGCACAUCGUCGUUAUCAUCCGGGAGAGAUCGAAAAUGGAACGAUUCUGAAGAAGUUCGAGAAGAUCGGGAAGCAGGACAAGCAGCAACGUCUCGAGCUUUACCAGUCGAUCACGAAACAGUUCACUCCGGUGUUCCACUACUUCUUUCUGGAGCGAUUUGUGCAUCCAGAAUUGUGGUACCACAACAUCCAAAACUUCAUUUCCACGCUCAGCAUUAACAGCAUCAUUGGGUAUAUAGUGGGAUUGGGAGAUCGCCAUUUGCGGAACAUCAUGAUUGACCAGAAGACCGGCCAGCUCAUUCAUAUCGACUUCGGGAUUCUGUUCGAAAAGGGAAGACUGCUGAGCGUUCCGGAGACGGUUCCCUUCCGCCUGACGCGUGAGUUUGUGGAUUGUUUGGGCAUGGAGGGCGUGGAUGGUUUGCUGCGGCAGCAAAUGGAGUUCUGUAUGGAUUUGAUAUGCAAGAACAAGGAGCUGAUUCUCACGAUUCUGCGCGUUUUCCUGCACGAUCCGCUGAAUCUGUGGAAGGUGCAGCCGAAUCGAUACGAAAACCGAAUGGUGGAGGAUGUGAACACCAGUGCGACGCAGGUGUUGUUUAAAAUCGAGAACAAGAUAAUGCGGCGCGGCGUACAAACCACCGAAUCGAUCUCUGUCGAGAAGCAGGUGGACGUCCUAAUCAAGAUGGCGACGAACGAGAACAACCUGGCUCUCAUGUAUCAUGGGUGGGGCGCUUGGCUCUGUCGUGUUUGUUAA
Blastocystis hominis is the source of this 1158-nucleotide messenger RNA. RefSeq lists its product as hypothetical. Gene Ontology annotation, biological process: protein phosphorylation; telomere maintenance; DNA damage checkpoint signaling. The transcript has a single exon. The record is from RefSeq and is a predicted model, not a curated record. Gene Ontology annotation, molecular function: protein serine/threonine kinase activity; protein binding. Lineage: Eukaryota; Bigyra; Opalinata; Blastocystidae. Gene Ontology annotation, cellular component: nucleus. Bases 1 to 1158 code for a protein of 385 amino acids.